This is a messenger RNA of Neohortaea acidophila, 222 nucleotides long. RefSeq names its product TFIIH subunit TTDA/Tfb5. Gene Ontology annotation, cellular component: transcription factor TFIIH holo complex; transcription factor TFIIH core complex. The transcript has 3 exons. NCBI's taxonomy places the organism in Eukaryota, Fungi, Ascomycota, Dothideomycetes, Mycosphaerellales, Teratosphaeriaceae. Gene Ontology annotation, biological process: transcription initiation at RNA polymerase II promoter; nucleotide-excision repair; transcription by RNA polymerase II. Bases 1 to 222 code for a protein of 73 amino acids. The record is from RefSeq and is a predicted model, not a curated record.
AUGCCGCGAGCCAUCCCAGGCGUGCUAGUGGAGUGCGACGCAUCCAUCAAGGCCAUCAUCAACCGCAUCAACGACCAGCACGACCACGACUUCAUCAUCGAAGACAUCGAUGACGAGCAUGUAUUGAUCAAGAGCAGCAAGCUCGACGAGUUGAAGCUGUUGCUGAAGGAUGCCUUGAAAGACAGCGUCAGGGAAAACGAGGAUUCCUCAGAAUCGGACUGA